This is a messenger RNA of Triplophysa dalaica, 2207 nucleotides long. RefSeq names its product insulin induced gene 2 (gene insig2). Gene Ontology annotation, biological process: cholesterol biosynthetic process; SREBP-SCAP complex retention in endoplasmic reticulum; cellular response to insulin stimulus. Gene Ontology annotation, cellular component: SREBP-SCAP-Insig complex; endoplasmic reticulum. The coding region runs from base 228 to 908 and encodes 226 amino acids. The record is from RefSeq and is a predicted model, not a curated record. The transcript is spliced from 6 exons. Lineage: Eukaryota; Metazoa; Chordata; Actinopteri; Cypriniformes; Nemacheilidae.
GCGUCACCCGCGUGAUCAUUGGGGCGGAAGUGGACUGCUUUAUCCUCACGUAACAGUGUUGCGUUUGUUCAGGGUUUUCUUAUUUUUGAUCAGUGAGAGACAAGGUCCCGUUAACACCACACGGAUUUCCAGAGAAAUGGCCAUGAGUUGAUGCUGAUGUCAUGCGUGAUGUGAUGUGCAGGCGUGUGAUGUGACUUGACAGCAGCAGAUGAAGGAUCUGGUGUGUCAUGUCGGAGAUUUCUUCAGCGAGCGAUGGAGUUUCAGUGCGACGGGGUCCUUACGUCAGCAUGAUCACCAACCUCACCGUAAACCUGCUGAUCCGCGCUGCCGUGCUCUUCACGGUGGGCGUCGUCUUAGCGCUGGUGCUCAACCUGUUACAGGUGCAGCGUAACGUCACUCUCUUCCCUCCUGAUGUCAUCAGCAGCAUCUUCUCAUCCGCCUGGUGGGUCCCACCCUGCUGUGGAACGGCCGCAGCCUUGAUAGGUUUGCUGUACCCGUGUAUGGACAGUCAUCUGGGAGAGCGGCACAAGCUGAAGAGGGAGUGGUCCAAUGUCAUGCGCUGUGUGGCCGUCUUCGUGGGCAUAAAUCACGCCAGUGCUAAGGUGGAUUUUGCGAAUAACGUGCAGCUGUCGUUGACACUGGCCGCUCUAUCUGUGGGUCUGUGGUGGACGUUUGAUCGAUCUCGCAGCGGGUUUCUACUGGGAGUCAUCAUCACCAUACUGGCCACACUGGUCACACAGCUGCUGGUUUACAACGGCGUGUUUCAAUACACCUCGCCUGACUUCCUGUACAUUCGCUCAUGGCUGCCGUGUAUCUUCUUUGCCGGGGUGAUAACUGUGGGGAAUAUCGGACGACAGCUGGCCCUGUAUGAGCACAAAGUCACCCAGGAGAAAAUUCAUCAGGAUUAACCGAAUGAAAUAAAGCGCUGUGAUCCUCUGAGGGUUCGAGGACGGAUCAGUGCUAUGAUGUAUUCUGACUCCCUGGCAUAUGAGUGUUUCUGUGACGCCAGGGUCAUUAACACAUGCUGGCGUACUGUCUGCAACGCUAUUGGCUGUGGUGAAGUGCCAACCUGACUGUGAUUGGUUGAACUGAAUAGGCAGACUCCGGUGUGUGUAGCCAAUAAGACUGAAUGUUUACACACGUCACAGACAGAAGAAACAUUUUUAGGUGUUUUGGACUUCAUUAUUUACCGUGGAGGCCGAUCGGUGUUUAUUGUGUGCUUGCAUGUUGCUCUCAUAGGACAUCGAUGCAAUACGCUGAUUAGCCUUUGCAGAAACGCAUGAAGUCAAACGCACCUAUUCUCUUCACACACACUUUUUUACUGUUUUUCUAUUUGAUCUUCCAGCUGUUUUAUCUGUUCUAUUUACACCAAAAACUACUUCAGUGAAGCAGGGGGUGUAUAUAACACAUAAUCACAUUUCUCAUAUUCACCACCAGAGGGCGUCAGAGCACAAUACACACGGGGAUUGAUGCAUGCAACAGAUACUCAGCCUGCUGCUGUGAUCAGAAGAAAAAAUGAAACAAGUAUUUAUUUAUGCUUUUAUGAAUACUUGAAUCCUUAAUAACAGGAUUAUAGGGAUAGUUCACCCAAAACUCUGUUUCUUCCUUAUUCAGAACACAACAGUAGAUAUUUUGAAGAAUGUCAAUAAUCAAACAACAUUGAACCCCAUUGACUUCCUUUGUAUAAACACAAAAUCACUGAGACAUUUCUCUAAAUAUCUUCUGGUGUGUGUUUCACAUGCAGAGCAGAUUAACAACCACAUGACGGAGAAUAAAUGACAGAAUAAUUUAUAUUUUUGUGUGAACUGUCCCUUUAAGAUUAUUUUUACCUAUAGCUAUAACAUCUUGCUUCUAUUAGAAUCACCUUUGAUAAAAACAUUUGCAUUUCAGAGUUAAAAUUAAAUGGAUUUGGACUCACAUUCCAUUGAGUUUUACUGAAGCCUUAAUGAAACUGAAAGCUCAGAGAGACACGGUCUGUUCAAUGACCUCACAUACAUUAAGGGAAAUUAUUUCUGUCUUAUCUUGCUUGUUUUAUUUCAUGUUUUUUUUUUAUAUUGAGAAAAGUUUUAUUAAGUGUUACAAUGAGUUAUUCUACAGAAACUGAAUGUGAAUCUCUUCAUUGUGGUUUACAUUUCAGCACAUUUACUGCUUUUGAAGGUUGAUGUUACAUUUGCAUUAUUAAAAGAUUGAUUACAUUACUAUUAUAA